GGUGCUCAGGGCUGUUGCGUGUCUAUACGGCUGCCAUUAUCACUGGUGGGCCGACAGGGAUCCAGCAAAAGUUAUUAACGUUCGAAACCCUGCGAAUCACGUAACCUAGAGACGCACAAACGCACAACAAAAAAGGAGUCCAGCCCAGCACAACACAAAAUGGGCCGCUCCUCCACGCUGCGCCCGCCGUCGAGCGGCUUAACAUACCGAGAAGCGCGGGAGCUCUGCAACGAGCUCAUGACGCGCGUCCAAGUCUCGACGCGGACGUAUCGCUGGCGGCGCUACGACGACGUCUUCAGCAGCGGCGAAGCGGUAAAUGCCCUCCUCAGCUUCCAGCAAGCACAGUUAACAAAACUAGCAGAAAAUGAGGCCCAGGCCGCCUCCCAGCUCCAGACGCUCAUGGACUACGGGUUUAUUGGUCGAGUUUCCAAGAAAAACGACGAACUUACGGGCUUAAAUGAAAAGCACGCGAACGUGAUCAAGGUGACGAACCACACGUACUACCGCUUCCGCAAGCAGGAACUAAGUUCCUGGCAGUUGCGGGUCGAGGUGUUGGAGGUCCGGAGUUCGGCCGGUGUCGCGGAGUCCGGUUCUGUGAGACUCGGCGUCGCGGGCCAGGCCCACGACCUCAGCGUCAAACGUAUUAGUACAGAAAGAAUCGCGACCUACGCGCCCGAGAGUAGCAGCGGCGACGCGUUCGUGGGCGGCGUCGACUUUGAAAGGGACGAUGGUGCGCUCUCCGCGUUUUGAGGUGUUGCGGUGCCUUCACUUCAUGCAAACGACUCGUCUCCAUCAGAGAAGGCGCUGGGUGGUCUCUGGUCCAAAUUUGAGCCGAUUCGGACCGCGUCGCGAGACCGCGAUGCUCCGCGCAGGUCUUGCGGUCGACUGCGCGUUCGGGAAGGGUCGACACGCGGUGCGGGCGUCGGGCGUGUUGCGCUUUGCGUUGAGGAGGGGCGCCAUGGGCCAGCGGAAGGCGAGGCCGCUGUGGGUCGACGUCGCGCGCGCGCCGGUCGACGUGACCGUCGCGGGCUUGCAGACGGGUUUUGGAUUGGUCUCGCGGAUGGCGCGGUCGGUCACGGGUUCGCAAACACCGCCUCCUGUUCAGAAGCGGACGCUCCUCAAGUCCAUGAAGUCGUUUCGAAGCACGCAGGAGAGUUCGACCGACGACGUGCUUGGAUUGUCCCUCGGAACGGGCGUCGACCUCCCAGUAGUGACAUUUCGCGAUGAUGAUGAUCCCGCGGAUGUACUGAGAGCGCAGCGGAAGGCUCGGAAUCGGGCGCCCUUUGUGGUUCUCAGAAUGCCUUCGGUGCUUGAGGAGGAUAGUAUAGAAGCGGGCGACGACCUGUCGACGCGCAUGCGGAAGAAAGCUGCUGCGAGACUAAGGAAGAAGGGCACGCGAUCUCUCUCCCCGUUCCCGUCGCAGCGGGAGAAGGAGGCCGUGGUAGCGGUCAAGCUCGCCGCCUUCGCGACGCGACGAGAAGUGUCUGAUGAACGAACCUCAUUAACGAGAGCCGCAACGUCACCGACCUGGGGCUCGGAGGCGCUGCGACGAGACCUGGAGUCGAGGACCUGGCGCGUCUACGCGCGCGUCGGAGAAGUGCGCGGCGCGCGAUGCAGCGUUCCCAUCGUGAUCAAGAGCCAAGUGGUCCUCGAGGUCGGCGCGAAGAUCAGUUUUGAGAACACGACCACUACUAGUACGAAGACGACAAGGAAGCUCGAUAGCUUGGCGAAGUUCACUAGACCAAGAGUGAAAGAUUACGCGACGGACGGCGCCGACUUCAACGGCGAACGACUAGUUGUUGCGGCCUGCGUGCCGCGGUCGUCGGCACACUUACGGGUCAGUGUCUACGAGCGCCUGAAGACGGAUUUAGUAAGAACGAGACGGUUAGGCAUCGCGACGAUACCCCUAGACGAAGUGCCCGUGUUGUCUGCACCUUUAACAGGUGUCUCGCGUCGAAGUGUCGGGGCGUUCCUGUCGAACCUUCGGAGUCCGUCGGACAUUUCUAGACGAGACAUAGUGUGGAUCCUCAAGAGCCUGGUGCAUGCGUCAACACGAGCACUGAGACGAAGGUCCUCAUUACUAGAUCGACUAUUGGCGCGCUACGACGACCCGUCGUCUCCCCCAAAACGGAGCCCCUCCACCGAAGGCUGGCGGUCCUCUUUGGAAUCUGCAAGAGAGGCAGGGCAGACCAAGAAGCGCUUCUUCUUCGCGCGCGACGACGCGCUGCGACGGAAGGCGCGCGAGCCGGACCCGCGGACGUUCGCGCUCAUCGCGGCGCCGCGGCGGAAUGAAAUAGGACGAGCUUAUAGGAACGGCGCCGUGACACUAUCUGUGUGGAUGGCGCCGACGCUGGCCGAGGGUCCUUCCCUCAUCAGGUGGGCGUCGAAAUACUUCCGGGAGCUGUGUGCCGGAUUUAUAUCGUUAGUUGUGUUAUUAUCAUGGAUACUGAUAGGACGGACCACGGCCCUUACAUUGCUGCUACUCCUACCUUUACCGCUGGUGUAUGUGGAAAUCCCCCAGUUCCUGGGCUGGUGCCUCCAGACCUACAUCAACCGAUUGGCUCCCGGCAUAAGGAUGUCCAUCGGCGCGCUACGGCUGUCGAUGUGGAUCGAUAGGACGGAUGUCGAUCUGGAACGACGAAAAAAGGACGCCGACGAAGUGGACGACGACGCGCCGACGCUCGCGCGAGCUCGCCUCGCGGUCUGUGCGGACGUCGACGCCUUCGCGCUGCGACAUCCGACGGAUGCGGGGUAUGCGCAUUCCGAUUUUGUGAGUGCGCGAAGUGUACGAGUCCAGCUAUCGGUGGACCAUCGCCUGUUGGACGGCCUCGCGAACUGGUUUCUGGGGAGGAUACCGCUGAAUUGGUCGCCCUUUCCCGGGCGGCAUGCUGCAUUACGCAAGCAGCGCGGCUUCGAGCCGACGCGCUUGGGGUGCGUGCGCGUCGACGUGCUGAAGGUCGACCACGCGCGGUGCGCCUUCGACCACGCGCACGGCGAAUUUAACGUCGCGCGCUUCACGCGGGACUUAGCUUCUGGAAAAGUGGCCAAAAAGCUUGGCGACGAACUCCCGCCGAACCAGCUACGGGUCGCGGUCGUCGGUGCCCAAAAUCUCAAAGCUCGGAACGCCUUCGCGGUUGUUACUGUUAGGUCUUUUCGUAGCCAGACGGCGGUGCGGGAGGUCAUAGAUGGGGGCUGCGUCUGGAACGAGCGCUUUUCUUUUCCUUGUGCGCUCGCGGCGUCCCGUCGUGUUGUGAGCUGUUUCGGACCGCGUCGGGGCCGUCGCGGCGUGUCAGAGAGACAGCUUUCAUGAAGAUGGCGUCUUCACGAGACAGCGCCGCCGCGACGCCGUCGACGCGAUGCCACAUCACCGCGACGCUCCGCGCAGGUCCCGACCCCUCGGCCGUGCUCCACGUGGGAGUAUAUGAUGCCGGAAGAGGUCUCAGCUCGCGCGCGUCCCUCGUGGCCCAGUGGCUCACGACGGCGAAAAUGCUUAUACUAGAUCCAACAAAUAUAUAUUGCGACCCCGCCUCUCUACAGAUAUCUAGAGGUACAUCGGUGGAUGGUCUACCUAGAUCGUUUGACCUGGAGGCCGACGUUAGGCUACGAGACCGUAGAUUCGCGGGGUGUGUGGGACCGUUCCACCAGUCCGAAGCGACGGCCUCGCUACGAGUCUCGUACGGAAGAGACCCGGAAGGCGUCACGGCGGAACAGUUACUGGCUCUACGACCCUCCACAGCCUUGGAACAACUCCGACAGAACUCCGAGGAAACCGGAAGAAAACUGGGCAACCAGAGCAACGUGGAGCGGAUGUUGCGGGACUUUCCCCUGUUGUUCGACGUGCGCGACGUGGAAUUGACGUCGCUGAACAUGUACCUCAAGGACCUCUUCACGGGCUACCGGGGCGCGAAGGAGCGGUCCGCACAGAAAACGGCUAGUAAGUUGGAAAAGAAGGGCUGGGCCGCCUCCGAGGAAAAACAUCCUGUCACCAAGUGCGCUCGCGGCGUCUUGUGGUGUUUUCACUUUGUUCAUGUGACUCGUGUCCAUCUCACGAUGACGUGGGUGGUUUCUUUUUCGAUUUCGAGGCCAUUCACGAUGCUCCGCGCAGGCCCCUGUCUACCCUUACCGAAGAUGACGCGGACUUGCGUGGGAGAUUCAAAGAUACCGUAUUUGUGGAUAAAGUGGACCUACGCAACAAAUUGCGGGAUGCUACUGCUCCCGAGGGUAUUGAUUUGUACGUGCUGGCUCGAAGUUUUGUCGGUUCGACCAUACAACCCCUGUUCUCCGAGGCGGACGUCUUACAGUCGGGCUUCGGCCAGAUUUUAUCAGGAGUGUUCUCAGGAGGCGUCUUCGGCAACCAUCGAAGACCAGGAGCUGUGAGUGCGGUGUCGCCGCCGCGGCCUCGGCAACCAUCGACGCCUUCCGAGCUACCAAGGUCGUCCACCACUCCAAAGACGGCUUUACAGGGCUCUGUGCGUUCUAGAGACCCGAAGAGUAAAAAGCCGGCGGCGCGGCCGCUGGCGAAGCGGGCCUAUGCCUAUGUCGAUCGGUUACGCGGGGCGUCCAAAUACCUCGACGCCGACGACAACGCGCGCCUCGUCGAGGAGGCGUCGAUCGACGGGUUUUUGCUGAAGCAGGUCCGGAGGAGCGUCGUGGGGUUGCCGGGCGUUAGUCGACCGACGAAAUUUCAUUUGGAGUGGUGCGAGCUGAAAGCGCGAACUUUAUAUUAUACUCGUAGAGACCCGAAGAGCGGCGAUAGUAUCGGAUUCACGAAGAAGCUGCGGUUGGGCACGAGGGCCUACGAGGCUCGGUUUACGAAGGACGAGAUCGCCCUUCGAAGCUUAGCCCUCAAGGUCACGGAGGCCAUGCUCGACGUGUCCAUCAUCAAGAAGAAGCCUGUGGAACCGAUCGAGCAGCCGAAGAAGAAGGCCUUUCGGACCAUAAGAAAGGAGAUCACGUUGCGGGCUGCCGAUUUAGCGACGGCGGCACGAGGCCCGUCGCUCGAGAUGUGGUGGGCUUCGUUGGCGCCGGGGUGUGAGGCGGACGGCGCCUGGCACGACAUCACGGCGUCGAGGGAGGUCGCUCGGCAUAGUCCCCAAAGGAAAAGUUUCUUCUCGGACGACUCCGAUGAUGAAAGUGAUGCGGAGACGAUCGUGAGCGAGGCGUCGCUGCCUCCUGAUAGGGGCUCGUUCGGGUCCAUGGCGUCUCUUACUAGUGCGCCCGUGUGAUGUGCUGUGGUCUAAGGAGCUCUUGUCGUUUACUACGAGUUCGUGCCCAGGCCCGGGGUCCACUCGUCGU
Molecule: messenger RNA, 5295 nt
Organism: Pelagomonas calceolata
Lineage: Eukaryota; Pelagophyceae; Pelagomonadales; Pelagomonadaceae
Source: the annotation of a GenBank genome assembly